Molecule: messenger RNA, 2079 nt
Organism: Drosophila biarmipes
Lineage: Eukaryota; Metazoa; Arthropoda; Insecta; Diptera; Drosophilidae
Product: glycoprotein-N-acetylgalactosamine 3-beta-galactosyltransferase 1
Exons: 5
Coding region: 717-1823 (368 amino acids)
Cellular component (GO): membrane
Molecular function (GO): N-acetylgalactosaminide beta-1,3-galactosyltransferase activity
Source: RefSeq, a predicted model, not a curated record
GCAAAGCGCGAAGACGUCGUUUGUUGUUUAUUUUCGAGCUGCUCUUUUUUGCCUUGCCUUGGCUCUUUGUUUAUUUUUUGUUUGGGACUUCAAGUCGCGUUCGGGCAGCGUUUAUUUUUACUGCCUUUUCGUUGAGCGCUUGUGAUUGAAAUUCUGCCGCAGUACUAGUACCCAUCGUGGGGUCGAAAGAAGUGAAAAACCAUCGAGGAAGCGACUCGAAACAGUCACAUAAUUGCAGUCGGCGAUUCGAAACGCUUCGAAUGAGCUUGGAACGCCUUGAAAAAAACGUCAAACGGGCCGGGCAAUUGCCAUUUGCAACCCAGCAAUUGCGGAUCGAAUUCAACUUGAGUCAAUUGUGCCACCACCGAGCCACCUGUGUGUUUUCCCGAAGGUCGACCGCAUCUUUACAGGCUUUCUACUCUGCGUCACUGCCUCAAGAAUGUGUUAAUUCGGUGAUUCGACGUCAACAACAACCGCGACUUCGGCCUAUCCGGCGAUAACAACAACAGUUUGCCACCUGAUCUGAUUUGCAUAAAAAAGUAAACAAACGCGGAUCGUAAAAGCGAGAUAAAAGAGCUAAAGAAAAAAUAUACAAAAAAAAAGCAGUUCCAUAUAUUUGAUCGUAGAUAACGCAUACGUUAAACAUCAUUUAUUGACUGAUGGAUUGAAUGAACAAUCAAAAUUAAAAAAAAAACGAAAAGGAAAAGAAUUAAAUCAUGGGAGUGCGACCGCAUUGUAAGCGCAUGGAGCUGAUCUUGAUGGUGCUGAUUGGGAUGGCGUGGGGUGUUCUUCUUUCGGCGUUGAUGAAGCGGGACCAUUGGCAGUAUCGGGGGGAUCCACUGAGGGGGGAAAGCAGUCCCUUUCCAAGCAGUCACAGGAGCAUGCCCAGUCCCAACACCACUACAAUCCAUCCGCUUCCUGAUAUCCCAUCCGCCCGGCUCUUCAACGAAACUCGAGUUCUGUGCCUGGUGAUGACCAGUCCCAAAAACCACCAGAGUCGCGCCAUCCACAUCCAAGGUACCUGGGGAACGCGCUGCAACAAGCUGAUCUUCAUGAGCACCAAGGCAGAUGAGCAACUGGGAACAGUUGUCCUCAAUGUGAGGGAGGGCUACUCUAACUCAUGGCCUAAGACAAGGGCAUCGUUGGAGUAUGUCUAUAAACGUUAUUUUCAUCAGUACGACUGGUUCCUGAAGGCGGAUGAUGAUACCUAUGUUAUAAUGGAAAACCUACGUGCCCUUUUAUAUGCCCAGAGUCCCAAGAGGCCAAUACUUUUUGGUGACAAGUUUCAAACGCAUGUUAAGGAGGGUUACACUUCUGGAGGGUCGAGUUAUGUCCUGAGCAGAAUGGCCCUACAUCGACUGAUAAAGCUGGGCUUCAGCAACAGCAGUAUUUGCACCAACCGGAACUACGGCUACGAGGAUGUGGAACUAGGACGAUGUCUAUCAGCUGUGGGCGUAGCUACUGGAGAUUCCAGGGAUGAAAAUGGUUUAAGCAGAUUUAUCCCCAUCUCACCGCUUCAUUGGUAUUCGCAAGCGCUACUCAAUAAUGCAACCCCAGAUAACACCAACGAUUGCUGCUCCAACACGGCCAUCUCGUUUCACUUUAACAACGCACUGGAGUUUUACAUGUUGGACUAUGUUCUGUACAAGCUAAGAAUAUUUGGCAUAAACAACGUUCAAGAUAUUUUGCGUUCUAAAAAUUCAAUUUGGAGCACUUUUCAGACCACAAAAACGGAACUAGGCAAAAAUUCUAUCAACAAAAUAGGACCCGAAAACAACGACACAAAGCGAAAAUCCGAAACUAAGCCAAAGACCGAAUCGUAAUCUUUUGAGCACCAAAAUAUACUAAUAUUAAAUGCCAUAGAAUAUACCAAAGAGUAAGGCCAAUAUAUAGUAAAUUACUAAUAUAAAUCUGCCCCUUAAAAUAAGAUUGUAAGCCAAAUCUUUCCAUACUUAUUGUUACAUGGAUGGAUAUGGAUAAGGAUAUUAUAUACUAUCAUCCCAGAGCCAUUUUUGAGUACAUGUAUAAGACUCGAUAUUUUAAAGAAACUUUAAAAUUAAAUUGAAAUAGCUUCAUAAA